This is a messenger RNA of Octodon degus (degu), 684 nucleotides long. RefSeq names its product HLA class I histocompatibility antigen, B-37 alpha chain-like. NCBI's taxonomy places the organism in Eukaryota, Metazoa, Chordata, Mammalia, Rodentia, Octodontidae. Gene Ontology annotation, cellular component: external side of plasma membrane. Gene Ontology annotation, biological process: antigen processing and presentation of endogenous peptide antigen via MHC class I via ER pathway, TAP-independent; immune response; positive regulation of T cell mediated cytotoxicity. The annotation marks the transcript as partial. The transcript has 5 exons. The record is from RefSeq and is a predicted model, not a curated record. Gene Ontology annotation, molecular function: peptide antigen binding; signaling receptor binding.
CCCGACGGGCGCUUCCUCGGCGGGUACAUGCAGUUUGCCUACGACGGUGCGGAUUACAUCGCCCUUGAUGAGGACUUGAGCUCCUGGGUCGCAGCGGACACUGCAUCCCAGAAGACACAGCGCAAGUGGGUGGAGGCCGACGUAGCAGAGCAGGACAGGGCCUACCUGCAGGGGGAGUGCGUGGAGUGGCUCGGCAGACACCUGGAGCUCGGGAAGGAGAGCCUGCAGCGCGCAGAUCCCCCAGAGACACAUGUGACCCACCACCCCAUCUCCAAGGAAGAAGUCACCCUGAGGUGCUGGGCCCUGGGCUUCUACCCUGAGGAGAUCACCAUGACCUGGCAGAGGGAUGGGCAGGACCUGACCCAGGACAUGGAGCUGGUGGAGACCAGGCCCGAUGGGAGUGGAACCUUCCAGAAGUGGGUGGCUGUGGUGGUGCCUUCUGGAGAGGAGCAGAAGUACACGUGCCGUGUGCAGCAUGAGGGGCUGCCUGAGCCCCGCACCCUGACAUGGGAGUCACCUCCUCAGACAGCCAUCCCCAUCCUGGGGGUUGUGGCCACUGUGAUUCUCCUUGUAGUUGUGGUCAUUGGAUCUGUGGUUGCUUUCAUGAUGUGGAAGAAGAAGAAGAAAGCAGGGCUGAAAGGAGGGAUCUAUGUUCAGCCUGCAAGUAGUGACAGUUUCCAGAGC